UUUAUAUUUUGCCGUUGAAUUUAAUUUUUUGAUGAAAUCAAAGUAAUUCACGAAAUCGCGUGAAUUGAAUUAUUGUCGUGGAAACUUCAAAACAUUGAAAACAUCGCAGAAAUCGACGGUUAAAUUAUCAUUUAAUUUAGCAUUGCCUUUAGCUGGUUAACCUGAGAUUGCAGUCUAUACGGACAAAAGAGUUGAUGCUGCAACAAGAUGACCGUCACGUACACAGCGGAAGUUGCCACGUGCAGAGGAUUCGGAUGCUUCCUCAAGCUCCUGCUAAGGUGAGUCAUUUGGAAACUCAAAUUAAUGGAAUUUUAAAAACUCUUUUCUUUUUCAAGAUGGCGCGGAAGCAUCUACAAACUUGUGUGGGUGGACUUGGUGACGUAUCUUUCAGCUUAUUACGCACUUAAUUUCCUUUAUCGAUUUUAUUUGGAUGAUGAGCAAAAGAAGUGAGUAAAAAUGGAGAAAGGCGUGCUUAACGUAACCUAAAAAAAUGUUGUUAACAUUUUGUUUGUUUUUCGUAGAAUAUUCGUGGGUCUAGUCCUUUAUGCUUCACUUUACACCAAAUACAUCCCAAUUUCCUUCGUUCUUGGCUUCUAUGUGACCAUUAUCGUGAAGAGAUGGUGGGAACAGUACACAACAAUUCCCAAACCGAAUUCAAUAUCAAUGUUUGUGAGUUCUUACAUCAUCGGACAGGUGAGUUAUGAAAUUCAAAAAGUAACCGUUGACAUUGUGAUCCCUUCAUCAGGUCCUUGAAAUACUACAAAUAAUGGAUUUUCUUACAGGACGAACGAGGACGAUUAAUGAGACGAACUAUAGUCCGAUACGUUUGCCUCUGCAUAACAAUGGUUCUAAUAAGAGUAGCCCCAAGAGUGAAGAAGCGCUUCCCAACGCUCCAACGGCUCGUGGAAGCUGGCCUCCUAACGGACAGUGAACGAACUAUAAUAGCCAAAAUGGAUGAACGUUUUCCGCGUCCUUCGAAGCAUUGGAUGCCAAUUGUUUGGGCAGCAAGUAUCGUGACGCGUGCCCGGAAAGAAGGUCUCAUACGGGAUGACUUUGCCGUCAAGACACUUAUUGAUCAGCUUAACAGCCUUCGUGACAGUGCGAGUAUUCUUCUCAAGUACGACACUAUCACCAUUCCUCUUGUCUACACACAAGUAGUCACCCUGGCCGUCUAUUCGUACUGCGCCGCAAAUAUUUUGGCAAGCCAAUGGUUUGAGAGUAGUGAUGAAGGGAAAGAUCAAGCCUUAGAUGUCUACUUCCCAUUUUUCUCAACGCUUCAAUUCUUCUUCUACAUGGGAUGGCUGAAAGUAGCUGAAGUCCUCAUUAAUCCCUUUGGGGAGGAUGAUGAAGACUUCGAAGUGAAUUGGAUGAUUGAUGAAAAUCUCAAAGGAUGCUACAUGAUUGUCGAUGAGAUGCAUCAUGAGCAUCCGGAGUUGAUGAAGGAUCAAUACUGGGAUGAAGUCUUCCCAAAUGAGCUUCCUGGUGCGGAAGAAUUUCACGAACAACACCCAGAAGCAUCAACAUCUAAGCUUGAGAUUCCAGAAGCUGAAGCACACCUAACCUCUAAAUUGCCACCAAAAAUCAUUGUGGAUGACAUGAGUGAUGGGAAUGUUGAAAAUGGUCAAAAUCAACCAGGACAGAGUGCAGAGAACCUCGUUGAUACUGUCACAAUGGCAUUUGAGCGUUUCUUCAGGACAGAAGAUGAGCAAUCAAUGCAAUACUUGAAGGAAACUACCCAAGUAUCAACUGCUCCGAGUAGGGCCAGCUUGUCUGAAGGUGCAAAAGUCACGAUUACUGUUCCAGAUGGAAGUCUUGAGGAAGACAAUGAGACACCUGAAGAUGAUGAAUUUGAAAAACUUCGCUUAACUCGUGAAAAAGAACGCCAGGAGAGGAAUAAACUGUUGAUUUCCAACCCUACACAAGACGUUGCAACAACUUUGGAUAUGAGCGCUUUUCUUGAGCAAAUUAUUGAGAAAAAUAUGGAUAAAAUUGAGCCAGAUUCAGAUUAA
Messenger RNA from Lutzomyia longipalpis, 2009 nucleotides. Its product is annotated as bestrophin-2-like. Gene Ontology annotation, molecular function: chloride channel activity. The transcript has 2 exons. The coding region runs from base 801 to 2009 and encodes 402 amino acids. NCBI's taxonomy places the organism in Eukaryota, Metazoa, Arthropoda, Insecta, Diptera, Psychodidae. The record is from RefSeq and is a predicted model, not a curated record.